Messenger RNA from Drosophila ananassae, 1190 nucleotides. RefSeq names its product protein TIPIN homolog. Gene Ontology annotation, biological process: replication fork arrest; replication fork processing; DNA replication checkpoint signaling. The transcript has a single exon. Lineage: Eukaryota; Metazoa; Arthropoda; Insecta; Diptera; Drosophilidae. Gene Ontology annotation, molecular function: DNA binding. Gene Ontology annotation, cellular component: nucleus; replication fork protection complex. The record is from RefSeq and is a predicted model, not a curated record. Bases 147 to 1070 code for a protein of 307 amino acids.
GAGCAAGAAUUAAGGUUUUUACACUCAUCCUAGUUGGCAGCACCGUAUUAUGUAAACGUCCCCUGUGAACUCCGGGCAAAUAGAAGAAGAAAAUGGCGGGAAAAUUUUGUUGUGUAUAGAGAAAAUUGGAAAUUCCUUUGGUGUCGAUGGCUUCUCUUUUUGGUGACGACGGGGUGGAUGACCUGUUUAACGACAAUGUUCCCGAGCACCUAGACCAAUUGCCCAGCGACAAUGAGGGGGAGAAAUUGUUUGCCGACGACGAGGACAACAAGGAAAGCGGAGAACCCGGAAGUCAGGAUGCCAUAACGGUGGAGCCCAAGAAGCGGGCAGUUCGGAAUCCUCGACCCCGCCUGACAGUUGAUACCUUGCGUGGCCCAAGGGGAAUUCAGACCAUCGAGGGUUAUUUUAAGGACAUCAAGUUUAAGGGAAAGGGCUACGAGAAAAGCGAUCUGGAUGAGGUUCUUCGUCGGCUGCAGCACUGGGGUCACCGGAUGUACCCCACCUACACUUUUGACGAUGUGCUGAACAAUAUUGAGCGGCUAGGCAAGAAGAAGCCGCUUCAGGUACACAUGACCCGCUACCGUUUGGGUCAACUGGAAGAUUUCCCGACUCACGAUGCGAAUGCCUUGGAGGAGGGCCAGGAUGAUCAGCAGGAUGACGCUGAGGAGGAACCCUUUGAUGAGUUCGAUGCACUUCUAGGCGAACAGAUAGCUAUUUCCAAGUUGGCACCAAGAACGCCCCACCAAAGGAGCAUGUCCACUGCCUCCGCUGGUAGCAGCACUUUGGUCACCCCAUCGUUUUCCCGUGGUGCUGUGGUGUCGACACCGUAUUCCACUGUAAACGCCCCUGCUUUUGAUAGAAAUGGAGCACCCAUAGCUGCUUCUUAUGACCGGAAUGGCGGUCCAUUAGACAUGAGCGAUUACGGGCAACCACUACCGCCAUCACAGCCACCUACACCGGCAGCCAAGAAGCUCUCCACGGAUCAAAUGGCGCGCAUCGCCGAGAACCGGAGAUUAGCGCAGGAGAGACUCAAAGCCAAGCAGGCUUCGCAGCAAGACACCCCCAGUUAGCAACUACGAAACACCAUAGCCAUUCGGCAAGUAAAAAUAAAUAAUUCAAAAGUAUGUUAUUGCCUAUUUAAGUUCAAAAUAAAAUUGUUCUUUGUAUUUUUGAUAGAAAAUUACCCGAAA